Molecule: messenger RNA, 825 nt
Organism: Danaus chrysippus (African queen)
Lineage: Eukaryota; Metazoa; Arthropoda; Insecta; Lepidoptera; Nymphalidae
Source: the annotation of a GenBank genome assembly
AUGCUUUGCGCGACAAAACAUUUUGCUAAAGCUUUCUGGCCGCUUGCAACGCGUAUCGCUGUGAAGGAAACUUUGUUAAAAAAGUACAAAUGUCCAUCUAAUCUGAAAACCUUCACAUACCAAAUCAUCCCUGAUCGAAACAUUACCUCAAUUAAGAAUGAACUCUCAUUAGCAUUUAAAUCACUCGAAUCCAGAAGAAAUGAAAAUUCUAUUCAAAAUUCUAGUGAAUCUAGAUUAAAGUUUAAUUUUCUAAAGGAUUGUCAAAGAGCAUUUUCUUUUCGUCGAAAAGACAAACCGAAAGGCUACAAGAAGCGAAUACCUAAGCUUAUACUAAUACAAAAUCCGUUCAGUUGGUUGAUGGUUAAAAUAGACUUCAGUGUGUUGAGACAUGUUUGGGACCCUGCGUUUAAGGAAAAAGAGUUUAAGUUUGCUACAAAACAGGCAAUAUCUCGCGUCACAGAGGUGAUAAGCCAUGGACAGUUAGAAGAAUUAAAUGGUUUGCUUACGAAAGCUGCUCGUUUAAGUCUGCUGAGAGAACUAGAUCUCAAUUGGGGUGAAAAGCAACGUCGUUUAUUAGCUUUAAAAAAAGAAGAUAUACAAAUAUCGUCACCAAGAAAAGUGUAUUUUAUAAGGAUAGCUGAUAAAAAAUUUUGCGACGUGGAUAUGGCAUUUUUAGCAUUAAAAUGGGCUCCUAUAAAUAACAUAGAUGCACUGAUCUUCACAGAAAUAUUUGCUCGAUUUCAUCGAGAAUAUACACCACAUUGUAUACCUGAAUGGACCAUAGCAUAUUUUAAAGUAACAAGAUUUGAAGUUUUAAGACGAUAG